AUGAGCGCCGGGGGCGCGGGCUGCCCCGCCGCGCUGCUGCUGGUGGGCUGGCUGCUGCUGGCCGGCCUCCAGGCCUCGUGCGGGUCGAACGUCACCGCCGUCCAGGAUCCCGGCGUGGCCCAUGCGGGCGACGGCGACGGCGAGUCGGACGAGGAGAGCGAGAGCGACGAGAGCGAGAGCGAGAGCGAGAGCGAGGCCGCGGAGAGCGAGGCCUCGGAGAGCGAGAGCGAGAGCGAGAUUCCGAACAAGACAAUAGUCAAAGAAGUAGAAUUUGGAAUGUGCACAGUCACAUGUGGUGUUGGUAUUAGAGAAGUCAUAUUAACAAAUGGAUGCCCAGGAGGUGAAUCAAAGUGUGUUGUUCGGGUUGAGGAAUGUUAUGGACCCGUAGAUUGCGGCUGGGGGCAGCCAAUUUCAGAAAGUCUUGAAAGUGUUAGGCUGGCUUGUGUUCAUGUAGCUCCUGAAAAUCGCUUUAAGUAUAUGUGGAAACUUCUGAAACCAGACCAACAACCUGUUAUACUUGCAAAUGAUUCAGCAGUCCUGGAAGUACAAAGAGAUGUUCAUCCCAUGGCUUUUGAGUGUGAGACCCUGGAUAAUGGUGAAACAGUAGCAUCUAUUAAAUUCACAGUCUACACAAUAAAUGAAUUACAGAUGAAAAGAUCGGGCCGACCAGACACUGAUGCUGUCCUGGUGUUUGUGUUGACUGUAGGAGUCAUAAUCUGUAUAUUUGUGAUCUUCGUAUUGAUCUUCAUCAUUAUCAAUUGGGCGGCAGUGAAAUCUUUCUGGGGGGCGAAAGCCUCUACAACGGAAAUACAUUCUGAGAUGAGUUCUGUAAGAUACAAAGAUUCAACCUCUCUUGACCAGUCACCAACAGAAAUACCGGGACAUGAAGAUGAUGCCCUAAGUGAAUGGAAUGAAUGAUGUAUGGAUGACACACGAGAAACCAAAGACUAUUAGAGCAUAUAAGGUCCAUUUUUAUAAAAGUAAAAUAUAUUCUGAUGUACUUGAAGGACACUGAGAUGAGUCUGUUGAAGUCUGGGGGUGAUAUAAUGUGGAGGUAGGACACUCUUUGUGGUAAAGUUGUUAAAUUUAAUGCUCUCAAUAUUUAUCAUUUCAGGUUAUAGCUUGGGGACAUUUAUCCAAAAGUGUGCACAAAUAUUUUUAAUCAUUUAAGGUCUUUUACCUUUUCCAUAUUAAGUAAAAACAAAUGUAAUAUAAAGAUGCAUUGGAUAGUAAACUUUCUCCUCUCUGAGAGCACUAGAUUGAACUGUUAAAGCAAAUCACGCUUCAGAAUCUCUGCAUGGCAUGUGACAUGUAAGCAUCACUUGUAAAACAUGAAAUAAUAACAAGCAAGACUUAGUGACUGCUUUGUGCCAAGUGUCUCUCACAGCAUGCACAUAUAUUAGGUAGCUUAGUUAUGGUAGUAUAAAGGAGAUAUGUACAGAGGACUGGAGAGAUCCUUGGAAGUGGCUGAGGAAAUGGCAUGAAUUCAAUCAUGUGUAUUUCUUACAGAAACAAGAGUGAGGAACUCUCGAAUGAGUACUGACAAGUACUUUGCAUGCACUGGUGAGAUCUCAGGACAUCAUCAUUGACUCUUUCUGUUACCUACUAACAGGAUACCAAGCCAUUAAGUAACUUGGUUGAUUUGAUUCAACAGGUUUCCCCAAACAUUAUUUUUGAUAAUAGUACAGUUAUAUAUUGAAUAUCUUCUACUUAGAUUAAUUUUGUUCCAACUUUAUUGCUAUUAUUUCAGGAUCUAUCUCAUGAUACCAUUUACUUUGCACACCUAUGCUGAAGACAUUGUAAAUGGGCAAUUAUGGUAUACCUCCCUCUACUACAUAGAAAUAGGUUGUGUUAUGAAAUUAUCCUUUUUUCUAUUACAUAGCAUUUGUGUUUGAGAAAUGCAAGGAUCAACUAACUGGAAAAUGGUUUUGUUACCUGAUGUGUGAAUUCCACUGCAGAAGAUAAGUGAAAAGAAAUAAUUUCUAUGAAAUUUUUCAGAAUAAUUUUUUAUAACACCUACUUCAGAUACAUGUUUAAACAAAAAUCAGUAUAGAUGCUGAAAGUCCUUGAAUAAUAGUGACCAGUCCUUGUUUUAAAGCCACAUAUAGCAGGAGAUCUUGAUUAUACUUCAGUGACCACUAGCACUCAGUGAACACUGUUGUUCUAGGUGCUGCUCACUGGCUGUUUAUGAUGGCCUACUUUCCAGGCACAAAUGGUAGGAAAGUAUUUCUUCAGCCCACUUUGUUGGGUGGGGUCAUGUGCUUGGCCAAUAAUAAGUUGUCAGCCCAAAUUUCAAAGUUUUUAGUCAUUUUGAGGCUGGGAUAUUUGCUUGGGAAGACAUUAAGAGCUCAUUUUCCUCUAACACAGCAGAAGCAGAGCAGCUUCCCUGACAGUUUGGCUUUGAAUGAGGGCUGUGGGCACAGGCUCUCUAGCCAACCAGUUUUAAUUAUGUGGGCAUACAUUACAUCUUGUCAUUUUAAGCCACUGAGGUUUACAGAUUUUGUGGCAUAGCAGUUAUUCUAAAACUAUCUGUGCCUCAAAUUAAGUUCUCAUGGUCAACUGGCUUAAAGAUCCUCCCUGGGAUGUCUCAAAGCCACCAAUAUGAUACCUUUAUUUCCCAAUUUCAUUGGUAUCUGUGCAACACAAAAGCCAUGCAUAUUUGUAAGGAGUGUGCUGUAUGCACGUAUGAGCAGGACUGUCCUGGAAAGUUUGUCUCUGAGGACACAGGGCUCAGUCAGUGAAUGAAUCUUCCAUGUUUAACACACAGAGCAAUACACAUUGGCAAUAUUCGUGCUUUCCCUUACAUCUAAAGUUACUUAGAUAAUCUCCUCCAGGUCCACUUUGAUGGCCUGUCUUGAAACCACUGUAUUCCAAUGGCUCCUUGUAAGAGAUGUGAAGUACAUUAUAUUGGAUUAAAAUAGUUAUCAACCUUUGAAAGUAAAUGACAAUAUCUGGGCCACUAUGAAGUCUCCAGGGCUUGUGAAGACCAGCUGCCAUUUGCCUUUUGGAAGCAGUCUGUGUUGGGAGACUUCUCUGUGCUGUGGUUGAUGAGGUGUCCAUUGCAUACUGCUAAAUGUUAAUGGAAAUCCACCUUCCUCUCCAGGCAGGCUGGGCCAAAGAAUUCCCUGGUUCCUAUCUUCUCUUAAAUGCUGGGAUAGAUGCUUUCCUGACCACCUUUCUUGAUCUCCCAUAUACCUCAAGGAAACCAUACAGUUGUCAUCUGGAUGCAGGACAUAAGUCAAACAAUGCUGUUCCAGAAAGAGCUCUCCCAUUACACACCUGGUCCCUGGAGGAGCCUCUCCCCUUACAUACCUAGUACCUAGAAAAGCUCUGCCUUUAUACACCCAGUCCUUGGAAGAUCUCUCUCCUCACACACCUACUCCUUGGAAGCACUCUCCCCUUACAUACCAAGUCCCUGGAGGAGUGCUAUCUUUACACACCCAGUCCCUGAAGGAUCCCUUUCCUUACCCAGUUCCUGGAGGAUCUCUCUCCUUACACACACACUCUCUGGAAGAGCUCCCCCCUUACACAUCCAGUCCUUGGAGGAGCUCUCCCCUUACACCCACAGUUCCUGGAAUAGCUCUUUCCUUACACACCCAGUCUUUGGACAAGCCCUCCCCAUAACUCACCAAGUCCCUGGAAGAGUUCUUCCCUUACAUACCCAGUCCCUGGAAGAGUUGUCUCAUUAGAAACCCAGUCCCAGGGCUUGCUAUGUAAAAGGACUCUAUUCUUUAGAUACUCAGAUUCUGGGCUCCUCUGUGCAGCAGUAGGGCUUUAUGGUGUUCAAAACAGCACUCUUUCCCACGAGAAUCCUUCAUAAAUUCAACAGAUAUUGACUUAGUUAUUCCUAUGACUAGGUAGUAUGCUGAACCGUGGGAUAAGGCAUGUAUAGAACUACCCUAAUAAUAGGGUCCAUCUUUUCUUGGACUUUGGAUAUUUAUUUACCUAUGCCAUUCCAUGUAUGGUAUAUUAACCAUAGCCAGUAGUGAAUACCUUGUAGUAUAGAGUACAAGUUAGUAAAUACAUUGAAGAAAAUCUUCAAAUGUCUGUGAAGCUCUAGUAGGAAAGAUCACAUGUAAAGUGGACUUAAGCCCGAGAGUCUAGGGAAGAUCAGGUGAGAAGGUCUAAGGAAGGAACGUCAUAUCUCCUCAGAGAAGGCUAGCAGAGCUGGAACAUGGAGGUGAAAAGAAUGAUGGAAGGUAAGCCAGAGUCAGGAGAACAUAGAUUACCUCAUACUCACAAUGAAUAUGUGUGUGCUACAGUAACGUAGCUGGCUGGCUCAAGACUACAUAUCAAGAAGUCAAUCUCUAGGGUCCUUUACUAUACUAUAAUGAUCAUGCCUUGCUAGAAUUCAUUAUCACUGGCCCUUUGACAAACCAUGACUGUUGAGUCUCACUCAAAUAGGGCAGUCUGUGCUUUUACCUAACUUAUGUUCUUUUACAUGCUAUUGGGAAUUCAAACCCUUAAUGAGAGCUCUUUUUUCUUCCAUAAUGAUUCCUAACUCACUCUCAUGUUACACAGCCAAGAUAGAGACAAGGAGAUUAAAAAUUCCCUGGAAUAGCGAUGGUUGGUGGACACACCACAAGGCCAGCACCUGGGUAGACAUAGGCUGCAAUUUUCUAUAGUCAAGGGCAAGACAUGGAAUGAAGCACAUGGUGUUAGUUACCCUGUAUUACAUCCCUGUUGCCUUCUGUUAACACCAACAUAAAGCUUCCAAUUCCAAGUGAUUUUCUUUCAAGUGUGGUUCUCAUAUAAUCUGUGUGCCUAUAUGUUUUAAAAAUUGAUGGAAUUUUUCUAUUUUGAUUCCACUUUGUAUUUUAAGUCUGCUUCUUCAGUCAUUUUUGCUCUAUUCUGAAAAACCAUGUUUUUGGGACUUAUAACCCAUCAUUGUUGUGAUCUGCCAUCUGUUUCAGAAGAGCGUAGAACCCAUUUACAUGGUUAUUCAGGCUUUGAAGUUUGCAUGAUUUUCUUAUCUGUGAUCAAGUUGUGUUUAUGAUAGAAAACAG
Jaculus jaculus (lesser Egyptian jerboa) is the source of this 5006-nucleotide messenger RNA. It is a transcript of the gene Spaca1, whose product is annotated as sperm acrosome associated 1. The coding region runs from base 1 to 918 and encodes 305 amino acids. Gene Ontology annotation, cellular component: acrosomal membrane. The transcript is spliced from 7 exons. Gene Ontology annotation, biological process: acrosome assembly. NCBI's taxonomy places the organism in Eukaryota, Metazoa, Chordata, Mammalia, Rodentia, Dipodidae. The record is from RefSeq and is a predicted model, not a curated record.